AUGGCUAAUUACGGAGACAACCUCAACCCUGCCAAUAAUGACUUGACACCUUACCAGGCUGGAGGAAACCUCGCCGACGCUCUGGUCUCUGGCGCUCUGCCCACUACUACCGAAGCUAACACUCCUAUUGAGUACGCAUUCACCACUGUCUUCCCAACUCACGCCAAACAAGACACUCACUCCGCCAAAGAGUAUGCCAUCGUCACCGUGUGUGUUAUUGGUACUUGGCUGGUGGGCUUCAUCGUUCUCGUCGCUCUGCUGAGAUUCGUCGAGGAGAAGGAAACCAAGGGCUGGACUCCCGCCGAGGGAGCAGCCUACGAUGAAGACUCGGACGCCGAGUGA
Venustampulla echinocandica is the source of this 342-nucleotide messenger RNA. RefSeq lists its product as uncharacterized. The transcript is spliced from 2 exons. NCBI's taxonomy places the organism in Eukaryota, Fungi, Ascomycota, Leotiomycetes, Helotiales, Pleuroascaceae. The coding region runs from base 1 to 342 and encodes 113 amino acids. The record is from RefSeq and is a predicted model, not a curated record.